ACCCUCCAACCUCCAACUCCAACUCCGACUAAUUUGACGUAAGCACCUCUCUUUGAAACCAAUAAAGCCAAGCUCCACUUCCACUCCAUCUUCCACUCCCACUCCACAUUUGUCUUCUAUCUUUUGCUUCCCCAGUUCAGUUUCUGGGCUCUGCAACUAAAAAUUAUGGCCAUGACGAAUCAAGCAUCCGUUUUCUUCAUCAUAGCACUUCUAUUUUCCCUUUCUGUUCUUCAUUCUACUUCUUCUCGCAGCUUCCAACCUGAGGCUUCUGAAUUCUCCACCACUGUUCUUGAUGUAUCAGCCUCGCUUGACCAAGCCCAGAAGCUCCUUAGCUUCAACCCUGAUAUUCUUGAAUCUGAUAACCUGCAAGAUGAAGAAACUAAGAGCACUUCUAGUUCUUCUUCAUUCUCCGUUCGAUUACACUCUAGAGAAACUUUACUCAAUUCCCAGCACAAGGAUUACAAGGACCUGGUCCUGACCCGACUCGAGCGGGAUUCGGCCCGAGUGAAUUCGUUGAACGCCAAGCUCCAGCUAGCUCUCAACCAAGUCAAAAGGUCGGAUCUUCACCCGAUUGAAGUGGAGCUCCAGCCUGAAGAUCUCUCAACGCCUGUUUCUUCAGGCAUCAGUCAAGGAAGCGGCGAGUACUUUUCCAGAAUCGGGGUGGGACAACCAUCCAAGCCUUUCUACAUGGCCCUUGACACCGGAAGCGAUGUCACCUGGCUUCAGUGCCAGCCUUGUAAUGAUUGUUACCAACAAUCCGACCCGAUAUUCGAGCCCUCCGGAUCUUCUUCUUACAGCUCGCUUUCUUGCAACGCCCCACAGUGCCAGGCUUUGGCUAUCUCGGCUUGUCGGAGCGGCAAGUGUCUGUACCAGGUGUCGUACGGUGAUGGGUCCUUCACCGUCGGUGAGUUCGUCACUGAAACGGUUUCCUUUGGGAACUCCGGCUCUCUUAAUCGCAUCGCUCUCGGGUGUGGCCACGACAACGAAGGUUUGUUUGUUGGUGCCGCCGGUUUACUUGGACUCGGCGGCGGGCCACUGUCACUCACAUCUCAGAUUAAAGCGUCGUCAUUUUCGUACUGCCUGGUCGAUCGCGACUCGAGUAAAUCGUCGACUCUGGAGUUCAACUCGGCCACCCCGAGUGACUCGGUCACUGCCUCGUUAUUAAAGAACAGCAAGGUGGACACUUUCUACUACGUCGGACUCACCGGAAUCAGCGUCGGAGGCCGAACGAUCUCCUUGCCACCGUCAACCUUUGCUAUGGACCAAUCUGGAAGAGGUGGAGUCAUCAUAGACUCAGGAACAGCCAUUACACGGUUUCAAAGCGAAGCGUAUAACGCAGUCCGUGACGAGUUUCGGAGAUUAACUCAGAACCUGCGCUCCACUGGUGGGUUUGCUCUGUUCGACACCUGCUACGAUUUGUCUUCACUGAGGAGCGUGUCGGUGCCGACGGUGGCGUUUCACUUCAGCGGCGGGAAAUCUUGGCAGCUGCCAGCAAAGAACUACCUGAUCCCGGUGGAUUCGGCCGGGACGUUCUGCUUCGCAUUUGCUCCGUCGUCGCAGUCAUUAUCGAUAAUAGGAAAUGUGCAGCAACAGGGGACACGUGUCAGCUUUGAUCUGGCAAACUCAAUAAUGGCAUUCUCGCCCAACAAAUGUUAGAUGCGAAAUCCCGUACUUACCCUUCCCGCCAUAAGAAGAUUGGAUUACUGUCUCAUCCGCAGCAUAAGUGUGUACUGUAGAUUGAAUGUAGUUGGGUGGUGUGUGGAUGCCCAAAUGGGCCCACUGUAUUUAAGUUGAGUGGAACAUUUGGGGCCGGGUUGGGGCGACUCGUGAUAAUAAAAUUAUCAUAAAUUGUAAUUGUAAUUUUGGAAAAUGAUUUGUAAUGUUUUUUUUUUUGGCCAGAAAAAUGGUUUGCAGUGUAUAACUCAGACUUGACAGAAGAUAUAUUAAUGGCUUAGUUGCAGGAGUGCUGGCAGCCUGGCACACUUCAGGCCCAAAAACAUUGAGAAGGUGAGAUGUGAUAUACUGCAAGGUACAAUAAUACAUGCUUGACCAUUAGUAAUGAAUUAUACAUAUGUUUGCAUCUAA
Prosopis cineraria is the source of this 2085-nucleotide messenger RNA. RefSeq names its product protein ASPARTIC PROTEASE IN GUARD CELL 1-like. Gene Ontology annotation, biological process: proteolysis. Bases 166 to 1656 code for a protein of 496 amino acids. The record is from RefSeq and is a predicted model, not a curated record. The transcript has a single exon. Gene Ontology annotation, molecular function: aspartic-type endopeptidase activity. Lineage: Eukaryota; Viridiplantae; Streptophyta; Magnoliopsida; Fabales; Fabaceae.